This is a messenger RNA of Olea europaea var. sylvestris, 2697 nucleotides long. RefSeq lists its product as uncharacterized. Bases 354 to 2351 code for a protein of 665 amino acids. NCBI's taxonomy places the organism in Eukaryota, Viridiplantae, Streptophyta, Magnoliopsida, Lamiales, Oleaceae. The record is from RefSeq and is a predicted model, not a curated record. The transcript has 5 exons.
AGUAAAAGUGACAUUGAAAUGGAGAUUAGAAUAAAAUCAAAGUUCAAGCUUGCUCUUUUUUGACAUCAUUUCAAAUCAAAUUAAUAUCAAGAAACCCAUCAUUCAUCCCCCCUCCAUCUCCAUCUCCAUCUCCAUCUCCAUUCUGCUAUUCUUGCUAAAUUUAAAUGUAAACCACAUUCCUAGCUGUAAAGAUUCUAUCGAAAAGGGUUUUCAGUCAAGCAAAAAAUUGAUGCUGAGAAGAAGUAAAUUUAUAAUGUCAAGGCGUACACAGGGACUAAUGUAUCGUUGAAAUUUAGAGCAAAAGAGUGUAUAUAUAGUUAAAAAGAAGUGGAAAUAUUAAAGAAAAAGUGAUAAUGCCAAGGCAUAGUUAUAGGGGUUUGAUGGAAGGGCUGAUGGAGUCAACUAAGACCCGGAAAAGGGAAUGCUCAUCACCCUCGUCAUCUUCAUCAAGAAUUCACAAUUACAGAUUGAAUAAGCGUGCCAUUUUGGUGGGCAAGAAUCGGGUUGGGCUUGGGAUCGGGUUGGGAGGAUCCAGAUCCAGUACUCCUGUGCCCACGUGGAGAACUACUCCAUUGAGGAGCAACAUUGAGUCUCCUAGGUAUUCACAAAGUGGGAAAUCCACUCAACCAGUGUCGGCCCGCAAACUUGCAGCCACACUGUGGGGAAUGAAUGAGAUGCCUUCGCCCAAAAUGAGUGAGAGUAAUUUGGAGUUAAUGCAGCAGCAGAGGAAGAAUAGCAGCAGUAAAAUGAUGCUUAAGCGGGAGAAAAUGCGGUCUGGAUCGGGUUUGCACUCGGGUUCAGGUUCUUUGCCGCCACAUUUGUCUGAUCCAUCUCAUAGCCCAGCUAUUUCCGAGAGAAUGGAUCGUUCUGGUAAGGGUCAUCAAAGGAGGACGCCAUCAAUUGUCCAGAGGCUUAGGUCUUCAGACGAAAAUGCUGGAGCUUUUGAUUCACUAAGCAACGGUAGUUUUAUGGAGAUUGAGACUAGGUCUCGAGCCCAGACUCCAAGCGGAUCAAUAAGUGGUACUAGGAAUCGUCUUAAGGAUAUUAGCAAUGCUUUGACCACAUCCAAAGAGCUAUUAAAAAUUAUAAACCGUAUUUGGGCUCGUGCAGAUCAACCUUCAUCUAGCAUGUCUCUUAUCUCAGCGCUUCAUGCUGAGCUCGAGAGAGCUCGUCUACAGGUUAAUCAGCUUAUCCAAGAACAACUUUCUGACAUAAAUGAUAUUAACCAUCUCAUGAAGUGUUUUGCCGAAGAAAAGGCUGCAUGGAAAAGUAAAGAACAGCAAGCCGUUGAGUCUGCUAUUGAGUCUAUUGCUGGUGAACUAGAUGUAGAACGGAAGCUAAGGCGUCGAUUUGAAAACUUGAACAAGAAACUCGGAAAAGAACUAGCAGAAAUGAAAUCGUCAUUCAUGAAAGCCGUUAAGGAAUUGGAAACUGAAAAGAGAGCAAGAGAAUUUACAGAACAGGUUUGUGAUGAAUUAGCUCAGAAUGUUGAUGAUGAUAGGGUUGAAGUGGAAAAGCUGAAAAGAGAGUCUACAAAAGUUCACAAAGAUGUCGGGAAGGAAAGAGAGAUGCUACGAUUAGCUGAUGACUUGUGUGAGGAGAGAGCCCAGGUGAAAAUGUCUGAAUCUAAACAUCAAUUUGAAGGGAAAAAUUCUGCCAUUAACAAGUUGAGGAAACAACUGGAAGCUUUCCUUGGAUCAAAAAGAGGCAAAGAUGAAGAAAAAGCGGCAUAUUUGAGCAAGUCUCACUUUGGUUUGCGUCAGAACGAAGAACGAGAUGAUGGAGAAGUCGAUGAUGCCAUAGAUGACGAAGAAGAUUUUGCAGAGAGUGAUCUUCAUUCAAUUGAACUGAACAUGGAUAACUGUAAUGGAAUUUACAAAAAGAGUUACAACUCCAUUGCUGGCCCUAGAAGGUUACCCAUAGAUGAUGAAAUUAAAGGGAGGAACUCCAUCUCUGGGCAGGUUUCUAGGAAAAGCACUUCUAUUCUAAGGAGCAUAUCAGAUGGAGUUGAAUGGGGUAAUGAAGGUGCAACUAGUCAAAAUUUAAGAGAUGGGUUGGAUAGGGAGAGAUUUCACGAACUCGAGAAGGGAGCACCAAGAAGAAGUUAUGUCGAUGAAACUCAAAGAUACAAAUCUGUAAAAGGUCUCAAUGAUCAUGCAUUAUCUAGCUCUAGGUUAGGGCCAGUCCGAGAAUAUCCGAGUCCCACUCGGCAAAGGGAGCAACGAUGGCCUCUACGAGAUGGUUCCAGUACCAUUCAGGAAAGAUUGAGUAUCGUUCCUGGUAAUGGUUCAAAGUCAAGGCUUGCAGAUGUCAGAGGGGAAGGCCAGAAUGCCAGAAGAUCGAAGUGGUGAGUUUUCUCGUACUCUUGGGGACUACCUGAUGGUGACACAGCUGAAAAUCGAGCACUCACUCCAGCAAGCAGUACAAGGUGAGGCAGGGGAAGCCCGGCUUCAAGAAACAUUAAGAAGUUAACAUCUUGUUGAUUUAUGAUUUUACUUUCGGAAACUCCAGUAGUAGUGCUCCGAGUAGCUAGAAAUUUGCUUGAAAACUAUAAUUAUUGUUGAUUUUUUAGCUAAAGUUUGUUUAAAAUCAGUUUUAUAGAAAGUUGUGUUUCAGUGAGUGAGAUUUUUCUUGUACAAAUGCAUAUGGCAGAACUGAGUUAACCAUGCUGCAAUCAUCACAUUCUGUUUUUGCUUU